This is a messenger RNA of Zychaea mexicana, 450 nucleotides long. RefSeq lists its product as uncharacterized. The transcript has 5 exons. The coding region runs from base 1 to 450 and encodes 149 amino acids. The record is from RefSeq and is a predicted model, not a curated record. NCBI's taxonomy places the organism in Eukaryota, Fungi, Mucoromycota, Mucoromycetes, Mucorales, Lichtheimiaceae.
AUGAACGAGGAGCACCAGAAAAAGCUUGAAGAGAAGGUCAAGCGCAUGAACCAUAUGAUGGAGCAACCGGCUCCUAUGGAUCUAGAUGUUCGUCAGCAGCUUGGGAGAGCUUUCAGACGCGAGAUCAUGUCGGUUAACCACCGUGCUAGCGUGGCCAUGGGAUGGAAUGUCGGCACGCUCAUGUCUCCCCAGUUUGAGACCGAUUGGAUGCUUACUACACCUAUAGUCUCAUCUACUCAGAACGCAUUGAAUAAGAUUGGAGGGCGUCCAAACUUCCAUCGACAUUGUCAAGGAACAACAGGCGGCCCUCGUUUGACCAGAAAGCCUACCAAAAAGAAAAGCACGGUUAAGGACCUCAUGAUUGAACUCUGUAACAACGAAGUCGACAAAGUUUCCGUGGAAAAGUUUCAAGAGGGUGUCAAACGGUGGGAUAAUUCGCUACAGAAAUGA